AUGGCCGACUCCCCACCCUCAACACCCGACACUCCACGAACUGCGUCGCCGCUACCUUCCGAGAGAGACCUUGCCCGCUCCUUUUCGCCCUCGCUGGACGAUGCGCAUACCGCCGAGAUGCAAGCUCACGCUGAGGGAGUCUGGACGAGUGCCCCAGCGCCGAGUAUGGUGAAUGCGACGGGAUCGGCUGAGCAGGGCGUAGAACCAAAAGGGAAGGAAAAGGCUACAAAGGGGCCGCUGAAGUUGCUGGACCUGCCUAUGGAUAUCUUGAAAGAGAUUAUACACCAGCUUCCACACACGAACGACCUCACAUCGCUCUGCCUCUGCCACUCGGCCCUCCAUCGACUCACCAUUCCAUGCAUAUACUCGCGUUUCGACAUCGUAUGGCCCGACGAGAGCACCCACAACGAGCCUCGCGCCGGCGUGGACGCUCUCACAUAUGGGCUGGCAACACUGGUCAUGGGUGAUGACUGCUUUCCUCACCAGAACCGACUACGACUACAGGGGCAGACGCCACAUUCCAUACUGAGGACCGCCGCAAACCCAUACCCUGUUCCGCAGCGGCGGUUUGGCAACUACUACGGACAGUUUACAAAGAAGUUCUCCCUUGGCAAUGGACCGCAAGCAUGGGUUCAGGAGUACAUGAUCACAAAGGAAGGCGGAAAAAUGUUGGGAACCUUGGUAGCGCUCGCCAUUGCGCGUAUGGUCAACCUCGAGACGUUCGUAUGGGACAUGCCUACGGGUGUGCUUCGCGAUGUCUGGCUCGCCUUGUCAAGCCUCGCGCACCGCAGUGAUGGGGAGGAAUGCCGUCUAGACCGGCUCUGGAUACGCUGGCAUGAUAACACAAUCGACGCGCCAAUCCCUCCGCCCGCACCACCUAUGAUACUUAACAACCAGAAUUUACCUCCGCCUCCGAACACCACGCAUCCAAGCGGGCUUGGCACCGUGCAAGCCCCCGUUGUUGUGGUACCUCCGUACGCACCGAGUAGCAUGUCUGCGCUAGAUCGAGUCGAACAUCCUACCUUUUCUGCCAUACCUGCGCUGAAGAGCUUAAGUGUCUUGGAUAUCGACGAACUGCCAUACCUCGAUGAGAUGAGCAUCCUGAUCGCAAGGUCUCAGAAGAAGCUACGCGAACUAAGGAUUGGCAUAGCUGCUCACGCACAGCAAAGGGACUGGGUGACCGUUUGGGAAGGUGAGGGUCUGCAGCAAGUAGACUACAACGUUGCAACGACGGCAGCAUCCUCAAUAGGAGAGAAGAGGCUAGGAGGUGUUCUGGGCAUUCUCGUUGGUCGCAUACAUAACAUGCGUCACUCAGAAGAGUCUCCGUCCCAGAAGCCCGGCGCUACUGGGGUCACAGAGCGAUCAGUGGAAGCAACGCCAGCCAAGUCAGCCGCAUCCCUGCCCCUGCCAUCCAUAGCCUCGCUCUCGUUACAAGAACGCGACCCGGAACAGGAUGUAGACCAUUUUGGUAACCCGAUGGAGGACAACUCCAUAACGGAGGGUGCCAGUCUGUUCAGCGAUAACCAGCCGAUCAGUGCCGAACAUACUACACAAACUUCCAGCACGGCGAAAUCGGCUAUGAAGACGCAUGCAGCGUCUCCGUUUCGUGGCGAGGCCACCAAAUCAAAAGAUGAGCCCCUACUGACUGGCAAACUGAAGCUAGAAGUCUUGGAACUCGAACGCGUUCCGCUAUCCGUCCCUGUUCUUCGCAGAGCCUUCGAUUGGUCGAUUUUAUCAACAUUGACCCUUCUUCACUGCAGCAACCACGAACAACUGUGGAAAAUAUUACGGAGGACAUAUACCCCUCGUCCCCCUUACCCCGGCUCACCGUCUUCAUCCAAAGCGUACAAGGCGUCUUACACUCUUCGAACAGAGUACCAACUCAACCUCAAGCGGAUUCACACUAACACCGUGUCUCCUUCGCUGAUCACCUUCCUUAAAGAGACACUGGCGCCUAAUAGUCUCGAAGUGCUCUUCCUCCAGGAAGGUCGUUCGUACUCGUCUACGGUGACAGUAGAUGCGAUCUACAAAGGGCCAUUGAAGAGACACCGAGGUAGUCUGAAGAAGUUGAUGAUUGACAGUGGUGAGAAAGGACCAGACGGACAUACGACUACUAGCUCAAGGUGGAGACGAUGGAUGCUGAACCGCGAGAUUCUGACAUACAUAACAAGCGGUCGUAUGAACAGUCUACGAGAGCUCGCAGUGUCUAUCGACUACAAGGAUUGGCACCACUUUCUCCAACGUCUUCCGUAUAUCCCUCACAUUCGCUCUCUUUACAUUCCUUUCAUCGCGGACCACGCACAUGGCAGCAACAUUGAUCCACGCGAGCUCGCCUACCAAAUUCUCGAUAUCGUGCACUUGCGACCGGAGAUCGAGCUCUGCUACAUGGGUCUAUCUACUAAGUGCUUCGAGAUUCUGGAGAACCGGCCAUCGAACUACGACCUACGACAUGAUGGCAUGCACGCUGAUGGCAGCGGCUCUGCCUACGCAACACAUGAUCCUAUGCUAUCUGACGACGAAAGCGAAGCCACAGAAGAUGAAGAUGACGAUGACAUGGACGAAGGCGCUAUGCCACCUGGUGGUGACGAUACAGAGAGCGAAGCGAGCGACGAAGUGGAUGUAGAAAGCGACGACGAAUCAUUUGUGCAAGAUUCGCAGAGAGGUCCUAAGCUACGUGUUCGAGAGAUACUUUUUUACGAAGAACGAGUCGAGGCAUUCAGAAGGCGACAUGGCGUACUGAGGCCUUAA
This is a messenger RNA of Alternaria atra, 2748 nucleotides long. RefSeq lists its product as uncharacterized. The coding region runs from base 1 to 2748 and encodes 915 amino acids. The record is from RefSeq and is a predicted model, not a curated record. NCBI's taxonomy places the organism in Eukaryota, Fungi, Ascomycota, Dothideomycetes, Pleosporales, Pleosporaceae. The transcript is spliced from 3 exons.